Aureobasidium namibiae CBS 147.97 is the source of this 4506-nucleotide messenger RNA. RefSeq lists its product as uncharacterized. Gene Ontology annotation, molecular function: guanyl-nucleotide exchange factor activity. The record is from RefSeq and is a predicted model, not a curated record. NCBI's taxonomy places the organism in Eukaryota, Fungi, Ascomycota, Dothideomycetes, Dothideales, Saccotheciaceae. The transcript is spliced from 3 exons. The coding region runs from base 1 to 4506 and encodes 1501 amino acids.
AUGGUCGUCGUUACUCCGGCCAUAGCCACCCUCACCGGCGAGCUAACCCUCUUCCACACUACCGAUCCACUUCUCUCCAACUCGCCCAUCCUCGUCUUCUACGGUCCUGCCCCCUCCAUCUCUGCCGCUACCUCGCGCAUCCAGAUCCACGUCUUCACCCCCGCCGGCUUUGAGUCCUAUCCUCGUGUCAGCAUCUCGCCCAAUGCUCCUUACUACGCUGCCGUCAACUCGCUGCCUCGAGAGGAACAGGGUGAUGAGGUCUGUCGCGGUCUGGCCUUUGGUCUGUCCAAAUACUUCGCCGAAGUCCCCAGACCUUCAAGGGAUGCAUGGGUCGCCCAAGCAUGUCCCUCCAGAAAGGCUGCCUCUGCUUUCGCCCUCUUUAGUGACGCCCACGUCGCAAUCCUGGCCACCCGUAUGAACAAGGUCGACAAUCUUGACGAGAUCAUCAACGAUAUUCAACGUUCUCUCAGCGAACAAACCGUAUCUUGGCUAGAUUUGGACGUCAUUCUGCCUCCUGGAUCUAUCGAGCCUGUCAAGGUUGAGGAUGAAGAGCCUGAGCAAGAGAAUGUUGACGAAGACGAGCUGUGUGCCCGUCGAUACGGAGAUUAUGCACCUUUCAUCAAGCUACUGGGCGAACCUGCCUUUCUGCCCACCUCCAAACUACGAAGAGCCCCGUCGAAACCCACCGCUAUUGGCCGUAGUCAGGCUUUUCUCAGGGAUCAGCGCGACGUUGCUAGGAAGGAGAUGAGUGAGCUAGUCGACACCGAGUCUAACUACAUCAACAAACUUUCAAUUCUGGUCACCGACAUUGCUUCCGACCUGCGGCAAAUUGUUCACAACGAUGCUAUACCUGUCUCGAAUCCACUGGAACGCACGAUUAACGAUCUCUUCCCUCCUUUCCUUGAUAAGAUGCUCGAGCUGAACUCGGCCUUCCUCGAGGCUAUUCGUCGCGUCUUGGAUGAUACCGAAGACUCGACCAUUCUGGAUCUAACAGACACUACUGAGGAAACUUCUCACGAUGAGCCUAUAUCAGAUACUAUCGGACUAACAGAGUUCGCAAAAUGCUUGAUAGAAUGGUUUCCAAAAUUCGCCGACUGCUAUCCUUCCUACAUGCAAGCCCACUCAAGGUUCCCGCGACUGAUGAGGAGAUUGACGCGGAUUGGAGAUGCAAGCAUUCUUGACAAGAUCCAGGAUUUUGGUGAGAAGCGUCUCAACUCUCUACUGAUCGAGCCAGUACAACGUCUGCCACGCUACACUUUGUACAUUGAUGGCAUCGCAAAGCAGCUACCGGUAGCUCAUCCUGCACUUAAGCUCCUGCUCAAAGCUCGGGAUAUAGUCUCGGAGAUCUGCUCGCAAGAUGCCCCGGGUGCCCAAGAGAUAAACAUAUGGGAACGUCUGCAACGUAUUGUCAAAUCCUGGCCAGAAACAAUCGAAUCUGUUGGCCGGCUGAUUUCCAUAGUGGAUGUGGUGGAGAUGUUUCCUCCUUUCGAGGACGGUCACAGCCGAGGAAGUUCGGGUGUCCUCAUGUUGUUCACCGAUUGUACCAUCUUUGUGGAAAAACGAACCCAGAUGGCCAUGUCUGCGCGUGCCUUGUUGUCGGAACUUGGUAAACCGUUACUCGAGGAUCGCCGUGAUUCGACUCGCCCAGUCACUCCACCAUCUUUGCAUUUUGUCGACUCGUUCAGCUUGCAAGACACGACUGUGACAGAGUAUCUGGAUAACCGCGCUAUUGCCAUCUUGCCUUUGUCGCCCGGUCCGGAUCCUGGCAUUGCAUGUGAGCAGCGCGUAUAUCUGCUUGAGGGGUCUUAUUCUGGAAAGGCAUCUAAGUUCCAAGAAGAAUGGACCAAAGCUCAAGUUGAAGGUCGAUUCACGGAAGAGGAGCGUGAAAGUGGAAAGUGGGAAGUUCGCAGCGCUCAAAUUGCUGGUGGGGAACUCAAUCUGUUCAAUGCCAUCUUCGAAGGUUGUCAAAGGCAUCAUUCGGAGAGCCAAUCCAAGUCGGCUCGAGUCCGUGUGAUCAUUGACCCUAGCAAGCACAAAUAUCUCACACCCGUCGGAGAGAACCAGCUUGAGGCGAAUGUCUCUUUGGAGAAGUCGGAGAAGGGACAAUGGCGCAUAUCUAUCGAAAGCGCCUUCUCCAUGGCUACGCGCGACAAAGUCGACGAAGGAGAAUUUCUCUCUAUUCUGAUCCGUCGGUUGAGCGGGCUGUUGGUGUCGCGGUUCUCGACUAGAAACUCUGCCAUCACUUCUUCGUUCGUCCUCCGUAACCAGCAACAUCGCCCCAAAUCGCCUGUCAAGAUGAUUUCCAACUUUCUGUCUCAGUCCACACACGGACGUCAAACUCCGAGCUCGCGAAAGCUUCCCCAGCCUAAUGCCUUCUCAGAUGCUCCUCUACUUCUUCCCAGCAGCAGAGAUGGGAGUCGGCCAUCUUCACGCGACCAACCUCUGCAGCUUUCUGCAACGCCCGAGAGGAACAAUCCCGUGCCAAGCCCUUCUAAAAGACUCGAAGAUGCCCUGAACACCUAUCUUUUGGCGCUGCUUGCUCGCAAGGGCAACAUUGUUGGCAAAGUUGUGCAAGGCAGAUCUCGUGCAAACGAACUCUCUGUCAACGAACUGUACAAUUCCUUGUUGGAAGACCCAAAUAUGAUGGUGGUGGCAGCCCAGUCUUCUAUCGACGUUCUCUUUGCCGCUUUUGAGAAAUUCCUCAACGUUGCUUGGAAAGAAGGUGUGGGCGCGGUGAUGACAGCAAAUCAGUUGCAGACCAUCCAGACUAAAGCUGAAAGUUUGUUCCCUGUCGACUUCGAGCGAUACUUCAAGGACAGCUUUCACAACAUGUCUCCUCCCAACCAAAGAGCAUUAAGAGGCAUUGUCAAGUUGUUGGCAGAACUAUUAGAUGGCACUGGCAACGAUGGUGACCGUGGUAUCUUGACUGCAGCAUUCGUCGAAAUCUUGGUUCCCGAUGGUAAUCCCUACGAUUUUGUGUCGCUACUCGAUAGAUUCGUGGAGGAUAUCGAGUCAUUGUUCGGCGAAGUGGUACAGCCUAGAGAGGUGAGGCCUACGCUAGGAGGCCAUGGUCGAUCACGUUCCAUCAACACUGCAUCGUUAACUUCAAACACAUCAUCAUUCAGGAAGAAGUUCGGAUUUGGUUCUAGUACUAGCAGACCGGAACAAGACUACAAGGUGUCAGUGUGGCGUACUCUGAGCAAGAGCACAAGGCUUCCUGAUCAACCCUCAAGCUUGUCUAGAGGUACAAUGCAGCGAGCGAAGACUACGGACGGUCAUGGUGGGUUACCUGUCAGACCGUUCUCUCAAGAAGGACCAAGCAGGGGGCCAUCGCCACAGCCUCCUGAAAGACCAAUGUCGCAUGACUCUACGUGGCACAACAACGGUCUUUCGCUUGGAAGUAUAGGCGAGACGCUUAGCCCCCCAAAUCCUUCGCCUCACAGAAAGAAACGGCGUAGCUCGCUGUCUGACCUCAAAUCCUUGGAACUGACCUUGAACGAGUCGCCUUUCAUCUCACCGUCAGCUAUGCGCUCAUUCGAAGAUUCGCCGUCCAAAGAGCCAGUGGAGAGGACAAAGUCCCCUUCACCAACACUCACCAGAGCUAGUGGCAUUCCUACACUUGGCUCAACCCUAGGUUCGCCUAUCAGUGAUAGACCACGUUCAAGACUACCAUCCGCUUUCCGCAAAGAGAACUCGCCCCUCAAUCAACCCAGCCCGUCCCCCUCCUCAACCAGGCCGAGAAGUCUGAGCAAGCAGCCAGAAGAAUUCGAUGCAAGUCCUGGUCCACUUAUAAGACGCGGCAGUAAGCAAGUCGACAGGCCAAAGACACCUUCCACACCAACCACCAGAGCAGGACUAUCAGAGCGACCCACAGCUGGCAACGCUAUGCGCACCAAAACAGGCCCGGCAGGUACACCAGCUAAAGUGACGAUAAAAUCGCCACCGCCGAGUGGUACGCCUACCAGAAAACUGCGCAUGCAGUCACCACAGAAGCUACGAGAGCGUCUUCAAGAGGAGCACCGUGCUCUGGACGCUGCACAUUCCACCCUACAAGAUGAGCUGAGUCGUAUAGGGGAGGAGAUGAAUAUGAAUCGCCACAACAGCGUUCUUCGUGGGAACGAUUCACCUGCUCAAGCCCAAUCGUCUAGCCAUGAUGCCUCGACCCAUCUUUCAACACUCGAGGCUUCUCUCUCUUCUUCAGUUGAUGCUGUGGCAGCCCGUGUAGCCAAGAUCCAGGCCGAUGCGCUCUCGUCACUCGCUGUGUCUGAGUCCAAGGCCAAAAAGCUGGACGAGCUGUAUCGCGAAGCCAAUGCCGAGAACGAAGCACUAUAUGCACGUUUCAAUGAUGAGUUGGCGAGGGUAUUGAAGUCCGUCAGAAGUGGUCAGGGACUUGACGAAUUGAAGAACAAGGUCCGAGAAUCACAGGAUGAGGCGGGACGUUUGAGGAGAGAAAACGCUAGGUUGAAGCGUGAGGUUCUUGGUUUGAGGAGUCAGCUCAAGGAGUGA